AGUGAUAGAGAGACAUAUCAGUGAGCCUCAUAGAGGACAGCUGCAGUGAGGAUUAUAUCGGCUAUUAAUCAGGAAUUAAGAAAUACUGUAGGCCUAUUUCCAAAGUAUUACAAAAAAUAUCAUUUUGCUCAGGGUGCGAGUACUGGCGUGUUAAUAACGCAGCUCAAAAGAGGAGUGUGAGUUAAUUAUCAUCAUAAUUUUCAAAGUUGACUGUGAUUUGGAACUUGGGAUGAAGUGUCUCAGUAUCAUUGUUAUUGGUUUUUGCCUCCUGUUGAAUAAAUGUGCCGGUGAUCCAUCAGUGCCGGUGCACAGUCUUCGCUUGGUGGUUGCUGUUUUUCGUCAUGGCGAGCGCACACCUUCCUACACAUAUCCCAAUGACCCACAUAGAAAUAAGGACUUCUAUCCCUUGGAGUGGGGUGAUUUAACCAAUGCAGGGAAAAAAACCAAUAUGAGAUUGGAAAACUGCUGAGGACCCGGUACAAGUCAUUUUUGAGCGACAUCUACUCUCCAAGAUAUGUAACGGCUCAAACAACUGACUUUGACCGAACCAAGAUGAGCAUGCAAUUGGUGCUGGCUGGACUGUUUCCACCAACACAGGCACAGAAAUGGAACAAAGACUUGAACUGGCAGCCAAUACCCUACCAGUAUGAGCCACUGUCCCAGGACAAGCUUUUACUUGUGAAUACACCUUGCGAAGUACACCGCUACAAUGAAGCAAUGGAUGAGGUCAUGAAACUUGAAGAGGUAAAACAGUUGAUGAAGGAAAAUGAGCCAACUUUUGAGUUGUUGACCAACAUGACAGGAAUGGAAGUAAAAGAGUUCAAUAAUUUGCUACUUAUUCAAGGAAUCCUGAAAGCUCAGGCAGAACUCAAUUUGAAACUUCCUAACUGGACAGAAAAGGUUUAUCCAGAACCAUUGAAUCAAUUGGCGGCUAAAGCCUUCUCGUUGUUUGCAUACACACCUGAAUUGAGAAGGAUCAAGGGAGGUCCACUUUUGAGAACCAUUCUAGAGCAUUUGACUGAUAAAAGCAAUAAUUCCGGGAAAAAUCAACUAUACCUGUACGCCGCUCAUGAUAACACAAUUGCUAAUCUUUUGAACGCAUUGCGAGUGUGGAAAGAACAUAUUCCCGAUUAUAAUGCAAUGAUUCUUAUAGAAUUACACCAGUUGAAUCGUAAUAAUCUGCAUGCAGUCAAGAUAUUUUACCGUAAGUCCGAGAAUCAUAAGUUGGACGAAUUGAAACUGUCUGGGUGCGGAGAAGUAUGUUCUCUGGAGGAAAUUCAGCAUUUGACAAGAGAUGUGAUAGCAACUGAUUCAACCAAGCAUUGUAUAGACGCCGACUUUGAUAAAUUAUUCGGGGAACUGCUUCCGGGUGAUUUGGGGGGUAUAGAGUACCUUCCAAAUGGAAGGGGGCGCGGGAAUUUUUUUAAAAACACAAAUCUGAAACAGGAUUUUUCAAAAACUUUUUUGGGUGACGGUUUAUAAUCAGUAUAGACACCGUAAUUUAAAUUUUCAACGUUCCAUCGAUUUUUAAAGCGCAACGUUUUUGGCGUUUUGGUUUCUUCUACAAAUUGCUGUUUAUCUUUCAAGUAGGAGAAUCAACCAAGUCUGAUCCCUUCCAUUCACUCCUAGAGCCUCUGAUGAGUCUUACAAUUAAGCAUUACUGGACAUAAAACCAUAGAAUGGCUCUAUUUUAUAGAGGCUACCUACUUAUUUUUACUAUUUUUAUAUUUCAAUAUAGUUGCUCUAUGAACCAUCUAUUGAUUUUUAGUGAAAGAUUGGAAUCAUCAAUAAAUAAUUGUUAUAUCAUGAUGAAAUACCACUUAUAAUUUAUAUUCCUACAGAAAAUCAUUUUUAAAGUAUUUGUAGUAUUUGUAUUUAUGAAAUGUUUGAAUGUUAUUAAGUCGAAGAGUAAAUAUUCGUGGUAAAGAAAUGACACUGCGAAACAUUUUUCUUUACAAACUAUAUUCAACUCAUGUACAUAGUAUCCUAUGAUGGCUCAUUGACCUAUAUAAACUAUUUAUUAUUGAUCUAGUUAUAAUACUUUUUAUUUUUGUAAUUUAUCUGGACUGAUUUAUCACAUUGAACAAUGAGUAAACAGUUUUCAGGACCUGAAAAUAAUGAAUAAGGAUGAAUUAUUUUAUUCAAAAUCCUAAGAGCUACUGAAUUGAAAUUGCAGAAGAAAAAUUAUUUCUACAGUAUAAUAAUUGUAUAAGUGUUGUAGUUGUGUUUGUAUAAGUGUAUUAUAUAAAUCAAUACAUAAAAUAAAAAAUGAUAAUUUACCGAACACACAGAAGAAAAACAAAACACAAUAAUAAUGUAAUCAUUAUUGAAAUGGCUUACACAACACAACUGUAAUGUGAAAUCAUGUCAAAUUAAUAAUAUCAUACCAAUAAAAGAAAUCAUGAUGAAUUGAACUAUACUGUAUCACUGAACUGUACAAGAUAUUGUCAAAAUUUGAAAUUCUAACAUUUCUAUUGGGGAUAGAAUGAUAAUGUCCAGGUGGAUUUUAUCUUAUCUAAUGUGGACGCUCUUUUGGGUAUCUUAUAUUGGUGAUAUAGAGAAUAAUUUAACAAACACUCUAAAGGUGAUCCAGAUAUUUUUGUCUAUCGAACACAUCUAUUUCUAUUCAAAUUCAGUUUCAAUUCAACUAUGCAAAGGCAAAUUAAUGUAAUUUAUAAUAGCAGGCGACUCUAAAGGUGCGUACAGACUUUCGCUCUGCUCCGCAACCGAACGUCACUCGAGCAGAGCGAUUGAUGAUCGACCGGGGAGCAAGAGUGGAACGAGAGAAGAGCUAACAUCUCCCGUAACGUUCAUGAUCGGUGCGAGUGAAGAACGGGGGCAGAACGAAGGCGGUGCGUGCGCGGAGCAGGUUGGAGGCGCGUAUAUCUGUACGUAGCUUAAUAUGCAAAGGCAAAUCAAUUUACUAUCAUAAAAUAAUUAACAAUAGCUGUUGCAAUAUUAUAUUCAUUACAAUAGAAAUGUAUUAAAAGAAUGAAUUCUAAUACUUACAUUGGCCAAAGAGGUCAUAUUCAAUUGCUGAAGUCCAUAUGGUCUCAACUCUAGCCUGGCUGAAGCACCUAUCAUCAUGGUGUACAGUACUUUCCUUGUAAAGUAUGGCCUGUUCACCCAAUCACUGUCCCAUAUCGAUACUCUCACUCUUCCAAUCUGAAAAGUUUAUCAAUUUAUACUAUUCAUUCGAAAUACAAGUUCAUUCCAUACACGAAAGUACAUUAUUAAGAUCUACUGAACGUUUAAACUAUUGGCAUAAUAAACUUGUGAAGCUGGCUGAAGUAUAACGGUCAUGAGAGCGGGUGAUGACUCUCAUUUUAAAUAAGUCAUAAGAAAAGAAACUGAUCAACCAUUGAGAAAUAUUCAAAUAAAAAUUUUGUCCUUCGUCCUUGCUAUCAUUUGAAGUAUAAACAGCCAGUAAAAAUAUUCAUAUUUUCAGAUUUAUAUUUCGCUCUUUGCAUAUUAUUGGCAAAUAAUAUUUCUAUAUCUAGAAUACAAAAUUAUCUAUGACUUGCACAGAAAGUAUCUUGUUGAGGUAUGAGAACAGAACAGCAAUUUCCCAUCAAUAAUGAUGUUUUGAUGGAGUUUACAGGAAGGUGAAGAAUGUUUUUGUUUUCAAUUUUAAUGCCAAAACGUCAAGUUGCCUGUUUCAAAUAGAUUAUAUUCACUGCGAAACACACAAGUUGUAUCUGUGACAGGAUUAUUAAUAUUGGAAAUAGAAAUAAAAUUUCAUAUUCACCCUGUCCUCUAAAAUUUGUCCGAAAGAAGAAAAUCCUACAAGCAUGAGUAGAACAAAACACGUGAAACCUCCAUACUUUAUUUUGUCGCCACCCUGAAACAAUAUAGAAUACUUCAAAUAUAUUAAUAAUAAUAAUAACGAAGAUUUAAAUUUUUAAACGUUAAAACUAAAUUUAUAUGCUAUUAAUUAGCAAUUGAACGAAUGCGAUAUUAUACUUCUUGACAUCGAUAGAACAAAAUAAUGUAUUCGUAAAAAAAUACAAACAGCAGAUAAUUACACUGCUCCUUCGAAUUCAUUUAAAUGCUACUCAGUUUCUCUCAUUCAAAUAGUAUUUGAAAAUAUGAACACAUGAAUUGUGGAAGUGUACUAUACUCUAAUGGAAAAAAUGGAAGAACAUCUACACAAAAACAUAUUUCUUUCCAAAAAGUGCAAGCUUUCAUUUCAGUACAUAUUGAAAAGUUCUUGGAAAAAUAAUCUCUGUUGAGACUAUGUACGAUACCAACAGUACUUAAUCAUUCCCUACCUCAAGAAUGCUGAAUAAUCCCAGGCAUAAUUGUACAACACAUCCUUGUAAAAGAUUUAUUGUAGCUGUCUCUAUGCCUUUUUUUAGUAAUCUGGUUUCUCUGGAAUUCGAAAAAAAUAUAAUAUUAUAAAAAUAUUAUUGUGAAUUUUAAUUUACCUAUUAUUAAUAAUUUAUUGUUUAUAAUUAAUUUAAUUAUUAUAAUUAUAUUGUGUUGACCGGCCUAUAUGUAAAAUUAUGAUGUACUAUUGAGGCUAAUAAAUAUAUUCUAUUCU
Nilaparvata lugens (brown planthopper) is the source of this 4543-nucleotide messenger RNA. RefSeq names its product venom acid phosphatase Acph-1-like. The record is from RefSeq and is a predicted model, not a curated record. NCBI's taxonomy places the organism in Eukaryota, Metazoa, Arthropoda, Insecta, Hemiptera, Delphacidae. Gene Ontology annotation, molecular function: phosphatase activity. The transcript has 7 exons. The coding region runs from base 553 to 1482 and encodes 309 amino acids. Gene Ontology annotation, biological process: dephosphorylation.